Messenger RNA from Ectocarpus siliculosus, 2439 nucleotides. Lineage: Eukaryota; Phaeophyceae; Ectocarpales; Ectocarpaceae. The record is from the annotation of a GenBank genome assembly.
GCGUGCCAGCGGACGUCGAGGUCAGCGUAUUAGUAGGGUUUGAAUGCGUCUAUUGUACCGUCGCCGUCUCCCGGGAGCAUCACGAUCUUCAUCUCGCGGUGGCAACACGAAUCAAGAAACCCAGUCUCGCCUCUUCCCGCAGGUGUCAGCAGGCGGCAGCAGUGGUGCUCCCUGGGAGUGAGCGACGGCGAGCGACUGCGAUAGAAAGGAAGGGAGUGGAAAGGGAAACUGGACAGAAACGGAGCCGCUAACUACCUGCACACAGAGAGAGAGGUCUCAAGGUAUAUAGCCCAGACUCGCGGGUCUUUGUUCUACGAAUCUCGUGAAAGGGUAAGGUAAGAUGUCGGACGAAGAGCUUUGGGAGCCCUUGACCAUGGUGGACUACCUCAUGCUGGGAAUCGUGGGGACCUUUCAGGCUCUCGCCCUGGGCGUUUGCGUCCACCUCUUUCUCUGGCGGAAUUGGCCACCGUACGUCACCAAGAACGUGGACAUCGUCAUCAUCAUGACUUUCGCGGGUUUCGCAUGGACGUUUGCGAAUGCUCUGGACGUUGGCUUUGUCCACAGGAGCAAGGGCGACCUCCUUGCCGAGUGCUCCCUAGAGAAACUACUGACUUGGUCAACGCUGUGCAUACACAUGUUCGCGUUUUUCAUCCGGGUGUACCUGAUGUGGAGAAUUAUGGUCAGGCAUGACGAAGACGUGGGGUCUCCAAAGGGUCAGAUCUUCUUGCUUUCGAGCAUCAGCCUGGUUCCGCCGCUAAUUGCCCUGCUUGUUCCCGGUGCCUACGUCUUCGACGAGACUAUCAACUCGUGCAACACCACGAGCACUUCGAGGACCGUGGGUUUGGGGAUGAACGCCGUGGGGUUCUACACCAUCUGCUUUCUUUGGUUCGUGUGCGGCCGUCAGCUGAGGCGUGUCCGGAAGCAGUUCAACGAGUACGAGGCGAUCAAAUGGACCCUGUCCUGCCUCAUUCUGCUCGUCUUGAGCUACACCGUCGGGGUGAACAUAAUCCUCGACAACAAGCAUCACGUGCUCGCCAGAAGACUGGCCAUCGUUUACCCCGUGCUCACGACACAUACCCUGCUAUGGGGCUCCAUCGGCGAACCUUUGCUCAAGAAAUGGGAAGGAGACCGGGAAUACCUGUGGUCGUUCACCAGGGGCUUCUCGGAGAUGCCUUCGCCGGCGCAGCUCAAGGCUAGCUUGGCGGAGCAACUCUCUGUGGAGCAGCUGCGGGACGAGUUUCGGGGGUACAUGCGGACCAAGGUGGCACAAGAGCUGGUGAACUUCUACCUCGACUCGCUAGACAGGGAGGAGAUCCACGGGUUCUUCGGCAGACAGGCGGCAACGAUGCGCAUCGUGGCGAGAUAUAUCAGAGACGGCGCCCCUGAGCAGGUAAAUAUAUCGGAGGCGUGCCGGGAGGAGAUUGUGUCGACGAAUGUGACGGCCUACGACAUCUUCGACCGCGCUAGGGCAGAGGUUCUCGCCGUCAUGGAGGCCGAGUUCAAGGCGGAGUUCGUAGAGACGGAGGGGUUCCGCCGAAUCGCCAACGCGUCCGAGCUGGAGCAGCGAGAGAAACGUCUCCUGCGGGCCGGGGGGUUCUUGCCCCCGAGCACCCCGCCGGGUCCCUGCGUCUGACGAUGUCCGUUUUCUACUGUGAUUGGUCUGUGUUAUUCGAUCUGUUGAAUCACCACCAUCGCUUGAACGGCGUGCUAGAUUACCGUGCCUGUCGCCCUCCAGACCCGAAAGAACCAGGCUGGAUAUCACAUGGGGCAGGCGCGAUCCACUCCACGAUAUACGUUGGAUCCCAUGUAUUUAGUAAUGCGUAAGGUUUUUCAGGCAGGCGCGAUUCAUUCGCCCAGUACAGUAGUGUAUUUACUCGUGUUUUCGGGAGGAGGUGCGUUCGAUGCGCGCACGGGGUGCCACCAAGGCACGGUAUUCGAAACGUGGUCAUACCGCAGCCGUUACCCGCAGAGGUCUGAUGCACCCGAAGUUUUUUUUGCACCCUAAGAAUGAGGGUGUCGAAUAGAUGUACCACCUCAUUUUGUUGUCCUUUUUUUUGCGGCUUGGCAGUUUUAGUCGUGUCGCAAAUGUUGCCUUACUGCAGGUCGAUGUACGUUUCUAGGGCGCGUGAACGGUUCAACACAAGCGUAAUAGAGGAGCGGGGACUAAGGUGCUGCCGGUUGAUGAAAAAUCGACGAUUCAUACCGAGGUUCGUAUUCUUGAUGUCCCAUUCCGUGUCAGGCCUUGGUCAAACCACCAAAACCGUGACUGUGAACCCGGUGUUACGGCGAUGUCUCUUAGCGGGAAGCACUCGGGUUCAAGUUCUGGUAUGUUUCGGCACCUCUGGACCGUCGUGUUGUUGUGUGCCAGGGCUUACCGUAGAAAGUUGGUGAGAGGAAGCAUAGAUUUGUAGAAAGAUGGAACAACGGAAAAUGAAUCUC